Molecule: messenger RNA, 870 nt
Organism: Xylona heveae TC161
Lineage: Eukaryota; Fungi; Ascomycota; Xylonomycetes; Xylonales; Xylonaceae
Product: PH domain-like protein
Exons: 1
Coding region: 1-870 (289 amino acids)
Biological process (GO): deadenylation-independent decapping of nuclear-transcribed mRNA; positive regulation of catalytic activity; deadenylation-dependent decapping of nuclear-transcribed mRNA
Cellular component (GO): P-body
Molecular function (GO): mRNA binding; enzyme activator activity
Source: RefSeq, a predicted model, not a curated record
AUGACGCCUCGACGCGUGGAAAAUCGUCGCCACAAAUCUCACAACUCCAUCAACCCUUCCGAUUAUGAAUCAGACUUCAACAAUCUUUCAGACGUCCCCUCGGCGCCAGUCCCUAGCCGGACCAACGCCGAGCUCAAUCUCUCGGUGAUCCGUCGUCAUAACCCUGAUGUCAUCAAUAUUCUCUCAAUUGCUUCAUAUGCCGUUGUGUACUUGUUCUCCCCAACUGCACUGCAAUGGGAGAAGAGCGGGAUCGAGGGUACGCUCUUCGUCUGUCAACUUGCAUCGAGCAAUAUCGGAGCCGAGCGAUAUGCCGUGGUAGUGCUCAACCGCCGGGGGCUGGAAAACUUCUACACUGAGCUUCUUGAGGGCAGCGACGUCGAGAUUACGGAGGAAUAUGUCAUCUUGCGUGUCACGAACGAAGGAGGAGAUCCUCAUGCUUACGGGCUAUGGAUAUUCUCAGAACCACCGCCGUCCUCUACCGCGAAUACGCGGGCUCUUAAUGCGCAGAUCAUUCGGGAUUGUGCUGUGCAGGCAGAAACAAGCAGAAAACUCGCAAAGGAGGUGUGGGAAAGUGAGAACCAGAAGCCGAUUCAGCCGGAGCUGAUUCACGAAAGUGCUCCAAUGGGCCGCCAAUUUUCGUUACAGCAGCUUUUUGGCCAGCAGCGAGAACAGGAUAGCGGAUGGAGUGUCAAGGCGCAUAGCCCAGUUUCUACGGGCGCACCGCAAUUCAUGUCAAAUCCGGAUACGGAUUUCUUUCACAGUGCAAAACGACAUGGUAUGCCUCAGGCGCCGCCACCAGAGCAAGGAAAAGAUGUCUUGGCAGAGCUGUUUCGCAAGGCCGGGGAAGGUUAUCGGCAGAGCGUUCUGUAG